CUCAUGGACUCCAACAACUUCCCCGGUAACGUCGGGGCGGGUGAACGAGAGGGCCGGCUGGCCUGUCCGCUGGUGGCCCGCCGCCACUUCGGCCUGGCGCACGGAGUGGGGCGGGCGGGGGACGUGGCGGCGCAGCAGCCCAAGGCAGCGGGCUCCUCGGUGCUGGCGGCACUGGCUGGACACCUGGCGGCGGAUGCGCUGAGGAUUGCGGGCCUCACCGGUGUUGGUCCGGUAAGCGUGCUGCCGCUAGCAACCGGCAUGACGCUUAGUCUGGUGCUGCUGGCGUUACGGCAGGAGCGACCCAUGGGUCAGGACACGGUGCUUUUGGCGCGCUGCGACCAGAAGACCUGCCUCAAAGCCGUCACUGCGGCCGGACUGCGGCCGCACGUCCUGCCGCUUCGAAAGCAAGGGGACGAGCUUAAAUUGGACGUUCAAGAUCUCUCAGACGCGGUUGCCUCUUUAGGAUCCGAGCGCAUCCUCGCAAUCGUCUCCACGACCUCCUGCUUCGCUCCUCGCGCCCCGGACGACGUCGUUGCCGUCGCUCGUCUCUGUGCGGCUGUCGAUAUUCCACACGUCGUGAAUAACGCCUACGGCGUCCAAUGCGCCGCCACAUGCAAGGCGAUUGCGGCGGCGUGGGGUCGUAACGGCAGCGGUGGCGGCGGCCGCAUUGACGCUGUCGUGCAAAGCACGGAUAAAAACUUCAUGGUGCCUGUCGGCGGCGCGAUUGUGGCGGCGCCGGCGAGUCGUCCGGAGUUGGUUGCGGCGGUUAACGGGACGUACCCUGGACGAGCGGCGGUUGGUGCGCAUUUGGAUCUCCUGAUGACGUUGUUGCAUUGGGGCGCGGAGGGCUGGCGGAAGGUCCUGGCCCAGCGAGAGGCGCUCGUGCCGUACAUGCGCUCCCGGCUGCAGGAGCUAGCUGUACGGCAGGGCGAGCGGCUGCUGUACACCCCCGCCAACCCCAUCAGCAUGGCGCUGACGCUGGACACGUUGCAAGCGGCGGCGGCAGCGGCGAAGGCCAAGACGGAGGCAGCGGCGGAGGCGGCGGCAGAGGUGAAGAGCCCCGCUCUGGCAGAAGCUGAAGGCCCGGCGUCCAUAUCAGAGUCGGCGGGAGCGGAAGCUGAUGUGGCAACGGACGCGUCAGGGAAGGCGGAAAGGGGUGAGGAUGGCGCUGCUGGAACGGCGGCGGCGGGAGCCAAACAUGACGGCGAGGCUGCUGAGGCGUGGGGCGCUGCUCCCAUGCAGAACGCGGCAACGAAGCCGGCCCAGUCGCAGCCGCCGCGGCCGGCGAGGGCAGCUGCCGCACCUGCGGAUGUGACGUUCUUCGGGUCAAUGCUGUUCUCCAGGUUCGUGUCCGGGACCCGAGUGGUGGCUCCCGGCAAGACUCAGACCGUGGGCGGCGUCUCCUUCCACAACUACGGCUCGCACACCGACACGCCCUACCCCAGCACCUACGUAACGGCGGCGGCAGCGCUGGGCAUGACACAAGCUGACGUGGACGAGCUGGUGGCGCGGUUGGAACGGUGUUUUAAGG
Molecule: messenger RNA, 1531 nt
Organism: Astrephomene gubernaculifera
Lineage: Eukaryota; Viridiplantae; Chlorophyta; Chlorophyceae; Chlamydomonadales; Astrephomenaceae
Source: the annotation of a GenBank genome assembly